This is a messenger RNA of Mya arenaria, 2799 nucleotides long. RefSeq names its product transcription factor Sox-3-like. The record is from RefSeq and is a predicted model, not a curated record. Gene Ontology annotation, biological process: anatomical structure morphogenesis; cell differentiation; regulation of DNA-templated transcription. Gene Ontology annotation, molecular function: DNA-binding transcription factor activity, RNA polymerase II-specific; RNA polymerase II cis-regulatory region sequence-specific DNA binding. The coding region runs from base 392 to 1432 and encodes 346 amino acids. The transcript has 2 exons. NCBI's taxonomy places the organism in Eukaryota, Metazoa, Mollusca, Bivalvia, Myida, Myidae.
AGUUGAUCAAUACAGUUUCAAACACUAAAGCGAAUUAUCCGUCGAACAAGCACCGUUUUUAAGGAAAGAGACAUUUAUAUAGAAAUCAUUGAAAAGCAGUGAAGAUUAUCUCUUUUAUUUACAAUUGGAUCUAGGCAUUAUAUUUUCAAUGAUUAUUGUUAGUGACUUGUAAGGGCAUUGAAAGAGUAAAAGCAAGUGUGAAUUUAAAUUGUCUAAACGUUUAGACAAAAGACGACACCUUAUGAAUUUGUGACAAUACCAGAUUAAAACAGAAUCAACAGGGAAAACUCGAACUUAGCGAGUUUCCAGUGGACAUUUGAACUUCUAUACCAAGUGAGCUAUUCCAACCGCCAAGCUGUAUUCUACAAACGUAGCACAACCUCCGGUGAAGAUGGAGUACACCGAAAUGGAACCGGACAUGCAGUCUCUCAAGAAUCAAGGAGGGCCGCCUCAGACGGCUCUUCCGGCCACCAGUCAGCACCAUGGUAUGAACGGCCCCGUCUCACACGGCCUCAACAACAAUCACGACGAGGACGACCACUCACCGGGGACUUCCCCUGGUGGAGGCGGCGGUGUAGGAGGAAAGGGCGGGAGUGCCGCCGACAGAGUCAAGCGUCCAAUGAACGCAUUCAUGGUGUGGUCCCGCGGACAGCGCCGAAAAAUGGCACAGGAGAACCCGAAAAUGCACAACUCGGAAAUCAGCAAGCGUCUAGGUGCCGAGUGGAAACUCCUAACGGAACAAGAAAAGCGUCCCUUCAUAGAUGAGGCGAAGAGGUUGCGGGCCAUUCACAUGAAGGUAAUAGCGGAACACCCUGACUACAAAUACCGCCCCCGCCGGAAGACCAAGACUUUGAUGAAGAAGGACAAGUACGCGCUUCCGGGGAUGCCCCAUGGCGGCCCCGGGAUGCAGGCCAUGGGUCAGAUGGGCAGGGACCCCUCCGGUAUGUACAUGAACGGAUACAUGCCAAAUGGCUACCCUAUGAUCACGGACCCGAAUGCCUACCAGCAGAUGCAGCACAUGGGAGCGGCCAUGCAAUCUCAAUAUGGACAGUAUUUACCCACCCAGGGGAUGGCCGGGCCUCAGAGCAUGACUUCCGGUUCCUACAUGAACGGCGCAUCAAGCUACACAAUGUCCAUGGCACCUUAUGGGAUGCCACCACAGUCUCACUCCACGAAACGUGACUCUAACACUCCCACAGGACACUCAGGUGGCGGCGUUCCUUCCCAGGGGGGUCGCCCCAACGGGGUGCCGGCAGGAGACUUACGUGAAAUGAUAAGCAUGUAUUUACCACCCGGAAGUGAUCCCAAUGACCCCAGUGCUCAGCAAAGACUUCAUCAACAAAUGCAAGCCAUGCAGGGACACUAUCAGAUGGCUCCCCCAAUCUCGUCAGAAUCCGUUAAUUCCAAUACUGUGCCGCUUACGCACAUGUGAGAAUUAAAUAUGUUUUAUUAGUUUGUAUUAUAGAUAUAUGUUAAUUAUUGAAACAAUCAGUAUUUAUGUAUAUGUGAAAUUAUGUCUAUAGGGUUUUUAACACGUACAUUUUUCGUACAUAUGAAAUGUGUAAAGUUGUGAAUAUAACACUUCACGUGUUUACAGUCGAAAAUGAACGUAUUAUGUUACAAAUUCUCAUUAAUAGAAAGAUGGUUACCGCCUGAUUUGGAAAUUGGAUAGUUCGGGUUAUUACUGUACGAAAUUAUUCGGACACCUGCUUCGAUUUUUUGGGGGCCUAAAAUUUAGACACUGUAAUUGUCGCCAAAUAAACAUUCUUUAGCUUGACGGUUUAUGGGCAAAUAGUUCGGGUAAUUUUGCGUAUAAUUCUACGACUCACUACACUUGCUAGUAUGCCAAAUUUAUGGGUCUCAAUUAUUUUCUAUUUAUUUUGUCCAAAAUGGUAUACUUUAUAUUUAGAAUGUAUUUAUAGAACAGUCUAAUUUUUGAAUGGGUUGUAAACAGGGGAUACUUGUAGUAAUAAUUCAAUUUGAAUUUUAACAAAUGUCUCAAAAUGACUAAUUGAGGGUAAAAUUUAUUAAUUCCAAUAUUUCAUGUCAAAUGGUAGUCACCGAACUUAAUCGUGGUAAAUUAAUUCCAAUUAUUGAUUUCCGACUUUUGUUUAAGCCGGUAUUAUAAAUUUAGGGUAAAUAUAGAUCUGAUGUUUACAGUUGUCUCACAAAUAUCAUUACAAAAUACCUUUAUUAAUCAUUCGUUACGCUGGUUUAUUUAUUUGAUAUAAUUUGCCAGUUUCUAGGAGACUUUACCUAAUAAACAAAUACGCAAUAUUACAUUUCAUAUUCAUAUUAACCUCGUGAAAUAUUGUUUAAUUGUUUGGGUUAUCGUGGUGGGGUUAUAGAAUUAAACUAAGUGUCUAACAAAUUGUGUUCAACAUAACCUUCACAUUCAUACAGUAAUUUAUUUUAACGACGGGGUAAUGUUUCUCAUGUACAUAGCUUUUUUCAUAUUUCGUGCAGAUUUUAUUGUGUGCGCAUGCGCAUUGUGCUCAGUUGGUGCAGACAUGACGUCAUAUCCGGUCAAGUCUGGCUCAAUUUAACUUACAAAUUAUUGUUACAUUUUAUUUUUCAUAUUUAGAGAAAAGUGUUGUUUUAUGUAGAAAUAUGUCGUAUGAUUUCACUGGUUUUGUUAAUAGUCACAGAGGAGCAGAGGUACGCACAUUUCUGAAUGAUAUCGGCAAAAUUGGUAGACAUAUUUAUAUUUUGUUGACAUUGUUGACAGUCAUAUUUGUAUAUAUGAAAGUAAAAAAAAGUUCUUUUACGAGACAAAAAUAAAUGUCAAUAAUUCAAAAA